UUCAAAAGUGGGAGCUAAAGCUAAAGCCUUUUAAUUUCAAAGAAACCCAAUUUCUAAUCCAAAACUUAUUGUUAUUUUCUUUGUGUUGUUUGGCAUUUAAUCGGUCGCUCUCGUUUUUAUUUUUGACGGAAUCUCCAAUCUUUUUACACUAGUAAACAAGAGAAGCACCAACACCAACAAUAGCUACUGGUACUAGGCUACUAGCAAAUAGAAUGAGAGAGAAUAGCCAGCACCCAGAAAUAAAGUCACCUCAUUUUGUUGAAUUUGAUUGUAUUCGAGGCUAAAGAAAGAAAGGAAAGAAAAGAAAAAGGAACGUUCUCUUUUUUGUUUGUUAAGGUGUUGUGGGUACUGGGUAGAAUAGAAUGGGGAUGCUAUAUGAGGAUGUGGUUGUGAUUAGUCAAGCAGAGAAGCCAGGUGACUCAACUGUGAUAACUGUUAAUUGCCCUGAUAAGACCGGUCUUGGUUGUGAUUUGUGCAGGAUUAUUUUGCUCUUUGGGUUAAGCAUUUCUAGAGGAGAUUUGCAAACGGAUGGGAAAUGGUGUUACAUAGUCCUUUGGGUGGUGGGAAAACCGAGCACAAGGUGGAGUUUGUUAAAGAUGAGGCUGUUGGAGGUAUGUCCUUCAUAUUUUUCGACAUCCGAAAUCUCUUACUACAGGCCGAAGGACCAGCAACCAAAGAAGCCAGAUGUGUUCCUGCUGAAGUUCUGGUGUUCUUAUGACCGAGAAGGGCUCUUACAUGAUGUGACUGAAGUUCUUUGUGAGCUAGAGUUGACAAUAAAGAGAGUGAAGGUGUCAACCGCUCCAGAUGGAAGAGUGAUGGAUCUCUUUUUCAUCACAGAUACCAGAGAACUCCUUCAUACAAAACAUCGGCAGGAGGAAACAAUUCACUACUUGAAAGAUGUAUUGGGGGAUGCCUUGAUAAGUUGUGAGAUUGAAUCAGCUGGUGCAGAAGUUACUGCAUGUUCCCAAGGCUCAUCUUUGCUUCCUUCUGCGAUAACAGAAGACAUGUUCAAUAUGGAGUUGCCUGAUAAACAACGAAAGGGGUUCCUCACCCCCAACCCUGUAUCUGUUUCAAUGGACAAUACCCUUAGCCGCUCUCACACACUCCUCCAAUUCCUCUGCAAGGAUCACAAGGGUCUUAUGUAUGAUAUAAUGAGAACCCUGAAAGAUUAUAAUAUACAGAUUUCAUAUGGAAGAUUCUAUGCAACCCCGAAAGGGCACUGUGAAGUGGACUUGUUCAUAAUGCAAGCAGAUGGCAAGAAGAUAAUCGACUCCUAUAAACAAGAUGCAUUGUGCUCUCGUCUGAGAAUGGAGCUUCUGCGUCCCCUUAGGGUUGCUGUAGUUAGCAGGGGUCCUGAUACAGAACUUCUUGUUGCCAACCCUGUUGAGUUGUCUGAGAGGGGCCGGCCUCUCGUCUUUUAUGAUAUUACCUUAGCUCUCAAAAUUCUGAAUACCAGAAUCUUCUCAGUGGAGAUCGGAAGACACAUGAUUCAUGACAGGGAGUGGGAAGUAUAUAGAAUACUGCUUGAUGAAGGAGAUGGAUUUACUGUGCCUAGAAACAAGAUUGAGGAGAGUGUGAGAAAAAGACUGAUGGGUUGGGAUUAGAUUUGCUUAAUUACUUCAGUUAGGAGCCUUUCACCACCAUUGUACAGCAUAGUUUUCUUAGCCUGCUGAGUCUGCAAAACAGCUAGGCACUAACCCCCAUACAAAAUGUAAAUCAUGAAAUGCCUUGAGUAGAAAUGAUAGAGUUUGUUUUUUUUUUUCUUUGAAAUUCUGGAAUCGGAAUUGCUUCAUGAAAUCUGAUGCUUUAUCAAGUUUUGUUUCUCUUCA
This is a messenger RNA of Ricinus communis (castor bean), 1829 nucleotides long. RefSeq names its product ACT domain-containing protein ACR10. The record is from RefSeq and is a predicted model, not a curated record. NCBI's taxonomy places the organism in Eukaryota, Viridiplantae, Streptophyta, Magnoliopsida, Malpighiales, Euphorbiaceae. The transcript has 6 exons. Bases 363 to 1604 code for a protein of 413 amino acids.